Oncorhynchus masou masou (cherry salmon) is the source of this 3025-nucleotide messenger RNA. Its product is annotated as patched domain-containing protein 1. The record is from RefSeq and is a predicted model, not a curated record. Gene Ontology annotation, cellular component: membrane. The transcript has 3 exons. Lineage: Eukaryota; Metazoa; Chordata; Actinopteri; Salmoniformes; Salmonidae. Bases 1 to 2763 code for a protein of 920 amino acids.
AUGUGCUUCAUAGGAAGAAACGGGGCAUCUGCAAGCUGGAUCUGGAGGAGGAUGCUGCGGCAAAUGAUACACAGAGGGCUCAAAGCUUCUUUCUACUGGCUGGGCUUAUUUGUUAGUAGGCAUCCGGUUUUUUUCCUCACCGUUCCCGCAGUCUUAACCAUCAUUUUCGGAUCUACAGUCCUGAGCAGAUUCAAGCCCGAAACGGACCUCGAGAUACUGGUUGCCCCGACCCACAGCUUUGCUAAAGUAGAGCGGAGUCUUGCGAACAGCCUUUUCCCCAUCGACCAGUCUAAAAACAAGCUGUAUUCCGACCUGCACACCCCCGGCAGAUAUGGCAGACUGAUUCUACUGGCCAAGUCUGGGGGAAAUAUAUUGGAGCUAGCCGAGCAGGUCCUGCAGGUUCACAAGCAGGUGUUGGAUUUGAGUGUUAAUUACAAGGGAUUCAAUUACACUUUCGCUCAUCUCUGUGUCCUGAGCCAUCAGGAUAAGCGAUGCAUCUUGGAUGAUAUAAUUACGAUAUUCGAAGAUAUCCGUUUAGCUAUUCUGUCGAAUUAUACUUUCUCGAAGGUGCCCGUGAGCUAUCCAAAUACAACCUUAAAGGACGGUCGUGUCUCUUUCAUCGGCCACCAGCUGGGUGGAGUGGCCUUCUCGCCCAACAGCCGAGACCAGCAGGUGAAGUUUGCCCGGGCCGUCCAGAUCACCUACUACCUCCGCAAUCAUGGCCCCGUGGUUCAGGACGUCAUCGCAGAGAAGUGGGAGAACGCCUUCUGCGCCCUCAUCACACGCCUGUCCACGCUCAGCGAGGACCUGCACAUCCAGUCUCUCACCUCCUUCAGCCUGUGGAGGGACUUCCACCAGACGGGAGUGCUGGCUAAAGGGGAGGUGUUGGUCAGCAUGGUGCUCCUCCUGCUGGCAGCCACCAUCUCCAGCUCCAUGAGGGACUGCCUGAGGGGGAAGCCCUUCCUGGGUCUACUGGGUGUGCUCACAAUAGCCAUCGCCAACGUGACUGCAGCUGGCAUCUUCUUCAUCUCCGACGGGAAGUUUAACUCCACGCUGCUGGGGAUCCCCUUCUUUUCCAUGGGUCAUGGAACCAAAGGAGUGUUUGAGCUCCUGGCGGGCUGGAGAAGAACUCGAGAGAGCCUUCCCUUCAAGGAGCGCGUGGCAGACGCCUUCGCCGAUGUGAUGGUGUGCUAUACCAUGACCAGUUCCCUCUACAUCAUCACCUUUGGCAUGGGUGCCAGCCCCUUCACCAACAUCGAGUCGGUGAAGAUCUUCUGCCAGAGCAUGUGCGUAGCCGUCCUGGUCAACUACUUCUACGUGUUCUCCUUCUAUGGUUCCUGCUUGGUGUUCGCUGGUCAGCUGGAGCAGAACCGCUACCAUAGUGUGUUCUGCUGUAAGAUCCCCUCAGUGGAGUACCUGGACCGCCAGCCCACCUGGUUCAAGACCAUGAUGAGCGACGGCCAUGACCACGUCACUCACCACGAGGUCUUGCCCUACCACAACCACUUCAUCCAGCACUUCCUGAGGGAGCACUACACAGAGUGGAUCACCAACACCUACGUCAAGCCCUUCGUGGUCAUCCUCUACCUUAUCUACGCCUCCUUCUCCUUCAUGGGAUGUUUACAAAUCAGUGAUGGAUCCAACAUCGUCAACCUUCUAGCCAGCAACACGCCCAGUGUGUCCUACGCCACGACCCAGCAGAAGUACUUCAGUAACUACAGCCCUGUGAUCGGCUUCUACAUCUAUGAGCCCAUCGAGUACUGGAACUCCACGGUGCAGGAGCACCUCACAACGCUGAGCCACGGCUUCAACAAGAUCUCCUGGAUGGAUAACUACUUUCAGUAUCUGAAGGUGGUGAAUGUGAGCGCCUCGACCAAAAGUGAUUUCAUCACCAUCCUGCAGGGCUCCUUCCUGCGCAGCCCGGAGUAUCAGCACUUCAUGGAGGACAUCAUUCUGUCCAAGACAGAUGGAGAUGAAAUGGAGAUCAUCGCGUCCAGGAUGUACCUGGUGGCACGGACCACGGAGAAGACACGGGAGGAGGUGGUGGAACUGCUGGAGAGGCUCCGCCCACUAUCGCUCAUCAACAACAUCAAGUUCAUUGUCUUCAACCCCACCUUCGUCUUCAUGGACCGUUACAGCUCCUCCGUAGUGUCGCCCAUCCUCACCUCGGCUUUCAGUGUGCUCACCAUCCUCAUCCUCACCUUCUUCCUGGUCAUCAACCCUCUGGGGAACUUCUGGUUGAUCCUGACCGUCACCUCCGUAGAGCUGGGGGUCCUGGGCCUCAUGACCCUCUGGAAUGUACACAUGGACAGCAUCUCUAUCCUGUGCCUUAUUUAUACUCUCAACUUUGCCAUGGAUCACUGUGCACCCCACCUGUACACCUUCGUACUGGCCACGGAGCACACCAGGACCCAGUGCAUUAAGAUCUCGCUGGAGGAGCACGGGGCGGCCAUUUUGCAAAACGCCUGCUGUUUCAUCAUCGGGAUGUUGCCCUUGGUGUUUGUGCCUUCCAACCUGACCUACACACUGUUCAAGUGCUCCCUCCUCACCGCAGGCUGCACAGUGCUGCACUGUUUCGUUAUCCUGCCUGUGUUUCUAACCUUUUUCCCCCCGUCCAAAAAAAGGCACAAGAAGAAGAAACGGGCCAAACGGAAAGAGAGAGAGAGGGAGCGGGAGAUGAUGGAGAGGGAGAGAGUGAGGGAAAGGGAGGAGAUAGAGUGCAUUGAAGUCAGGGAGAACCCUGAUCAUGUGACUAACGUCUGAGAGGCCGUGUGUCUGUGAGCGGUGAGCGGCGAACGUUGAGCGUCAGCGGGACGGUCUUCAGUGAUUGGUGGAUGAGGUGUUGGAAGCCUUUCCUAAAGUGAAGGUGGCCAUGCGGUGUAGCACCUCACAGGGCCCAAGGGGUUAGAGCUGACUGGUCCUCAGAGGGAGGAGGGAGAGAUAGGCUAGCAGCCAUGACCCAGCCAGACAGCCAGCAGCCAUGCUGUCCAGAGUAGAGACCAGACCAGACCAGACCUAUAGAUCA